This is a messenger RNA of Anopheles stephensi (Asian malaria mosquito), 2168 nucleotides long. RefSeq names its product SPRY domain-containing SOCS box protein 3. Gene Ontology annotation, cellular component: SCF ubiquitin ligase complex. Gene Ontology annotation, molecular function: protein binding. The transcript is spliced from 3 exons. Lineage: Eukaryota; Metazoa; Arthropoda; Insecta; Diptera; Culicidae. Gene Ontology annotation, biological process: proteasome-mediated ubiquitin-dependent protein catabolic process. The coding region runs from base 575 to 1681 and encodes 368 amino acids. The record is from RefSeq and is a predicted model, not a curated record.
CACGAUCGGUUAUUGGAAAGAGCAGUGUAAGCAGAAGUGCUCUUGAGCUUAUUUUGCGAUAAUCGUGCGAAAAGUAGCAUAAUUGACGCUGAUCGCUCCAUUGAUUCAUUGAAAGGUGUCUCAAAAACAAUUAUCAGCCAUUCAUGUAGCAAAAGGACGCUGCGUGCGCUUACUUUUGAUAUUCACGCACAUAACGCAUGCACGCCUUGCACAGAAUCAGCGCGCAAGAAGAGUCAGCAAAAAACAAAAACAGUUAACGGCUGAUUACAACGUUUCGCUACCUUUCAUACGAACUGUCAACUAGCAUCUGUCUAUGUGUUUGUGAGUGCGAAGAAAAUUUGACGUACAGUGCAGUUUUGUUUACGUUUCGUCGAAUCGGCUCUUGCUUGAGGCUUCGUUUACUUCUGUUAGCUUUGGCUGUGUAUUAUCGAAUCUUGUGCCGUUCUGGAAAGUUUAUUUCGAGAAGAAAUGCGCCACUAUAUUCCGUGUGCUGCUGUGGUGCCGGUACACUAUUUGCAUUAAAUUUCAAUGAUCAGUUACCACGAAUUGCUAUACUUUUGCUGGAACUAGCGGCAUGAGCCAACACACUCAACAUAACGAAAAUGUUGCCGUCCUGCAACCAACCAGCAACGAGAAUUGGUCCGUCCCGUUCUGCAACUGCGAGUAUCCUAGUGAAAUUAGAUGGAAAUAUUCUGGGAAAAAAACGAUGCAGUGCAAGUGCGGCGAGGAUACGUCGAGCCGGCUCGAUUGGACGUGGGACAAAGAGUUGGCAUUAGAGGCUUUGGUGCUGGGCACGGAAGUCAUAUUUCACCCGGUGUACAGUCAAGGCACUACCAUAGUGCGUGGCAAUCACUCACUGCACAUUGGCCGACAUCAUUACUGGGAGCUGAAAAUAAUGUCACCACUAUCCGGCACAGAUAUCAUGUUUGGCAUUGGAACUGAUAAGGUGGAUUUGUUCAAACAUCAGUUCUCGUUUACCAGCGUGCUCGGCAUCGAUGACCAAUCGUGGGGUUACUCCUAUCGAGGCUUAGCCCAGCACAACGGUCGGCUGAAGUACUACGGGAAAAAGUUUAGCCGAGGACGCAUCAUUGGCAUUUACGUGGACUUAUUUCACGGCACCCUGGAAUACUAUCUGAACCGACGUUCACUCGGUCGUGCGUACUCCGCUAUUCCGCGAGAGGAAGGAGUAGCGAUCUAUCCGAUGGUAUCAUCUACGUCCGCCAAAUCAUCAGUUAAGCUCAUAAAUGCCGCUUCGUUCGAAGAUAAUCUUAAGUUUAGUUGCAUGAAGGUGAUCUGCAAGUAUCCGAAACUUCUCGCACAAGUCAAAGCCAUACCGGGGCUCAGGCAAAUCGCGCAAGAGCUGUGGUUCUUGCAACUUAGAGAACCGAGUCGAUCGGAGGUUUUCGCACUGAACAAUUCGCAUCUAGCUGACGAAGCAGUGCUGUGCGGCAAAAAACUUAAACUAUCGACUCGCACAACUACAGUUAGUGGUGGUGCCGCCUCCAAAGCGUUGGAAAUCAAUUCGGAAGCGCAACUAUACGAUAACUUGAUGAAUGACGAGGAUCUUAAUGAUGUAACGGAUCGUUCCUUAACCGUGCGCCAAAAUCGUAGUAGUUCACCCGAGUCAAACAGUGAGGAUGAUGGCGAACUGCCUGUGAUGAUAGGGAACCAAAUUUUCUAGCAGUUUACUAAUACAACUUACAUUAUUAAUUAUCAUGGUUACCAUUACAUUGAGUGCGAUUGACCAGUGCCAUCCACUUAACUUUUUUUUCCUUCUUUUUAUACUUUUCGCGAAUUUUACAAUUCAUCAUGAGCUAAGACCUUAAAGUUGAAGUUAAUACUAAUCCUGUUAGUAAUUCUCCUCUGCCAAGUUAUUAACAUGUACAUGUUUAACAGGGAAUUUUCGAGAAUAUACGGUAUGAAUUAAAAAAAAAAAGAAAAGAAAAGCACGUUCACACUACGAACUAAGUUUUCGUGAACGUUAGAAAUUUUUCCUUUCUCGCUUCAUCCCGUUGAAAUUAUGGACUGCGUUUUCAUUUAUUUUUACUUCGCAUGCAUUGUGAUGUUUAUUGUGCUUCCGUUGAAGGUAAUAAAUAUUUCUAAAGCCAAUACUUCCUGCGCGUAUAUCAAACAUCGUGCCCCGAAUAAAGCAGGAUGAAUACACAGUA